AUGGCUCCUGCUAAAGGAAAAGUUUCUUUCGUUACUGGUAACAACGGUAUUACUGGCAAUGCAAUUAUCGAGCACCCCAUCCGCAAACCAGAGCCUGAAUGGUCCAAGAUCAUCAUCACUUCACGACGAGUUCCCAAGCAAAGCGUAUGGCAAGACCACCGCGUCAAGUUCAUUGCCCUCGACUUUUUGAACCUUGUGGAGGAGUUGAUUAAGCACAUGGCACCUCUAUGCCACGACGUCACUCACGCGUUUUUCACAUCUUACGUUCACACGGCAAACUUUGCCAAGCUGCGCGAUAGCAACAUUCCUUCGUUCCACAACUUUCUUGUAGCCAUAGAUAUUGUUGCCGCAAGCACACUGCAGCGGGUCUGUCUCCAAACCGGCGGAAAGUGUUAUGGUCCACACCUUGGACCUACCGAAGCCCCUCUUCACGAAGAAAUGGGCCGUUACGAGGACAAAGGCGAGAACUCCUACUACCCACAAGAAGAUUUUCUCUCCACUCUGGCACCUAAACGCUCUUGGAACUGGAAUGUUAUCCGCCCGAAUGCCAUCAUCGGUUACACGCCUGCGGGAAAUGGCAUGUCCAUGACGCUCACACUGGCGAUCUACAUGUUGGUCUGCCGCAAGAUGGGAGUACCUCCCAUGUUCCCAGGCAACAAGUUCUUUUUCAAUCAAUGCGUUGAUGAUUCCCCAUACGCUCCCAGCAUCGCUGAUCUGAGCGUCUGGGCUGUCACCGACGAGCACACUGAGAACGAGGCAUUCAACCACCAGAACGGCGAUGUCUUUGUCUGGAAACAGCUCUGGGGCAAGCUGGGACGACAUUUUGGUAUUGAAGUCCCUGAGUUCACCGAGUGGACAGCCGAAGGGGACCAACAGCGCAUGGCGAACAAUUUCCUCAUGACUGAGUGGCACAAGGACAAGAAGCAAGUUUGGUAG
Molecule: messenger RNA, 936 nt
Organism: Fusarium verticillioides 7600
Lineage: Eukaryota; Fungi; Ascomycota; Sordariomycetes; Hypocreales; Nectriaceae
Exons: 5
Coding region: 1-936 (311 amino acids)
Source: RefSeq, a predicted model, not a curated record